AUGGACAGUAGCAAUGAAACUAGCAAUGAAACUAGCAAUGCAAGUGGCAGUGACAAUAAUGCUUGUUUUCUAAGCGAUGAAGAAAUCAAUCAAGCUUAUAACCUGACACUUCAUAUCGUCUCGGUCUUUGUUCUCCUAGUGGUUUCCUUCGUUGGAGCGUCUUUGUCUGUAGUUUCGAACCGGUUCAAAGCUCUUCGUAUCAAUCCAAUUGUCCUCAACUUCGGAAAGUUUUUUGGCAGCGGUGUGGUGUUAGCCACUGGAUUUGUGCAUAUUCUACCAGAUGCUAUGGAGACAUUGACUGAUCCUUGUUUACCUGACUCGUGGAAUGUGUACGGAGCGUAUGCUGGGCUAUUUGCUAUGUUAGGUAUUCUUGGAAUGCAGUUGAUAGAGUUUCUUGCACACGAAAAAUAUCGUUCGAUGACUUUGAAACAUUCUCAUGGGGUGGAAAGCACGAAUGUGAAAGCGCCGGCAGAGAAGACGGAAGAACUUGACAGAGCGUCACAAGCUAACAGUGAUAGAGGUCGGACGAACUCUAUAUGGCACACGCACCACUCACAUGGCGGACAUGCCCAUGCACAUACGCCCGAGGUACAUUAUCAUCAUCAGCAUCAACAUUCGGAGAUAAUUCAAGUGAAACCUCCAUUAACAUCAGUCGAAGAAGGCGCAGAAUCGAACCAUCAUCAUCAUGGCUUAGCGCUUCAAAACAGUGGACAUAGCACCAAAAUAAGUACUUACCUAUUGGAAUUUGGUAUUGCACUUCAUUCCAUCUUGAUUGGACUAACAUUGGGAACAGCAACAGAUUCAUUUGUUGCUCUAUUUAUUGCGCUUUGUUUUCAUCAAUUUUUCGAAGCAAUUGCACUUGGUGCACAAAUUGCUAAUUUGAAAUCAGCAUCAAUCAAGUCUGCCAUUUUUAUGGUUAUAUUCUUCUCGCUAACGACCCCUAUUGGUAUUGCUAUUGGCAUCGGUAUACAUUCUGGAACAUAUAAUCCCAAAUCUGUUUCCUAUUUACUGUCCACUGGUAUACUAGAUUCAUUUGCUGCUGGUAUUCUUAUUUAUGUAGCUUUAGUUAAUUUAAUAACAGCCGAGAUGGGUGUAAAUGCUCAUGGAUUCAAUCGUUUAAGUAAACGAUUAAAAUUUGCCUAUUUCGUUGCUUUAUAUUUGGGUGUAGCCGCCAUGGCUGUUAUUGGGCGAUGGGCUUAA
This is a messenger RNA of Adineta ricciae, 1200 nucleotides long. Lineage: Eukaryota; Metazoa; Rotifera; Eurotatoria; Adinetida; Adinetidae. The record is from the annotation of a GenBank genome assembly.